Molecule: messenger RNA, 1262 nt
Organism: Poeciliopsis prolifica (blackstripe livebearer)
Lineage: Eukaryota; Metazoa; Chordata; Actinopteri; Cyprinodontiformes; Poeciliidae
Gene: rasd2a
Product: RASD family member 2a
Exons: 2
Coding region: 146-1207 (353 amino acids)
Molecular function (GO): GTPase activity; GTP binding
Source: RefSeq, a predicted model, not a curated record
CCAGAGCGAUGACGCAGAGACUGCAUGAGCUCUCAGCAGGAGUAUAAGAGACAGCACUCAGCUCGGUUGCGGAGCAUACAUAAAGGGGGGAGAGGAACCGAUCGCUGAUUCGACCCAAAGCUUCUCGGUGGCAAGAGCAAAAGGGAUGAACACAACUGAGAAGUUCUACCUUCCCGUUGAUGGCAUCCUCGAAGUGUUCAACUCUUUCACCGGGCAUCAGCAUUCACGAAUUGGGCACCAAGUACUGCAGAGUGCAGCUCUCAUCCCGCGAUCCCAGCUCCCCAAAGUCUCCAACAGAAUCAAAACGGGGAUGGGCAUCAUCAAAACUGUCAAAGGCUGCUGGAGACGGCAGGAUAAGAGAGUGAUCUCCCGCAGAUCCUCAAGUUCUGGGCGUCGGCAGGUGUCGAUUGAUCGAGUACCCAAAAAGCCGACGGACCUGACAGAGUUGGGUGCGACCAAGUCGAAGAACUGUCACAGAGUAGUGGUGCUCGGGGCUCCCAAAGUGGGUAAAACCAACAUCCUCCGGCGGUUCUUAGGGGAAAACUAUGAAGAACACUAUGAGCCAACUGUCGAGGACUUUUAUCGUAAGAUGUUCCACAUAGGAGGGGAAACAUAUCAGGUUGAUCUGCUGGAUGCGGCAUCUGAGAAAGACUUUCCAGCCAAACGGAGAUUGUCCAUACUGACAGGUGAUAUUUUUCUCCUGGUCUUCAGCUUGGACGACAGAGAGUCUUUGAAUGAAGUCCGUGAGCUGCUCGACGAAAUUAAAGCCGCAAAGGCAAAACUCCAAAAGUCCAGCCACCCAGCAAGGGUGCCAGUCGUGGUGUGCGCCAACAAAGCAGACCUGGACGCACAGAGAGUUCUGAGCAACUCCGAGGUGGUGGACAUCCUGGGCGAGGACGCGCAGUCCUUCGAAACCUCCGCUAAAACCGGCGCCGGUCUGGAGGAUGUCUUCGAGGCUCUCGCAGCUCUCGGCGGUCUGCCCGACGAGACCAGCCCGUCGCGGCAUCAGAUCAUCCCCAUGCUGACCUACCAGACGCUGUGCGCGGGCAAACGGGGCAUCAGGAUGAGGAGACACUCCCGGGGACUCGGCGCACCCUGCGCCGCCGUGGACCCCCUUGCGCGCCGCCCGAGCUUCACCAGCGACCUGCGGCUGGUGCUUGGAUCAAGCACCCAACACAAGAAACCCGAGAAGCGUCAGGUUCAAUGAAUUAUGAAACUUCUCAACAAAACAAAAUUGUAGUAGUAUGCUGCAAUGUCAUACA